CAGGUUUGCUCAGGGCGUGGCAGCUGUGGAUAAAGGCUGCCCCAGCGUGGCAGCCCGCAUUUCUGCUUUCUCCCAGAACCACCUCUCAGCCUGUUGAGCUACUCGGUCAGGUCGGCAUUGCGACAUGCAAGAGAUGGCUCUGAGCUUCCUGUUCCUCCUAGGAGGCCUGCCUGCUCUGGAUGCCAAUGACCCUGAAGAUAAAGACAGCCCUUUCUACUAUGACUGGCACAGCCUCCGAGUGGGCGGCCUCAUCUGUGCAGGAAUUCUCUGUGCCCUGGGCAUCAUAGUCCUUCUGAGUGGGAAGUGCAAAUGCAAGUUCAGCCAGAAGCCCAGUCACCGUCCAGGAGAUGGGCCACCUCUCAUCACACCAGGCUCUGCUCACAACUGCUAA
Messenger RNA from Acomys russatus (golden spiny mouse), 391 nucleotides. RefSeq names its product FXYD domain containing ion transport regulator 3 (gene Fxyd3). The transcript is spliced from 8 exons. Gene Ontology annotation, molecular function: sodium channel regulator activity. The record is from RefSeq and is a predicted model, not a curated record. Gene Ontology annotation, biological process: regulation of sodium ion transmembrane transporter activity. Bases 125 to 391 code for a protein of 88 amino acids. Lineage: Eukaryota; Metazoa; Chordata; Mammalia; Rodentia; Muridae. Gene Ontology annotation, cellular component: membrane.